Messenger RNA from Dendronephthya gigantea, 2300 nucleotides. Its product is annotated as solute carrier organic anion transporter family member 4A1-like. The transcript is spliced from 9 exons. Gene Ontology annotation, cellular component: membrane. The coding region runs from base 134 to 2119 and encodes 661 amino acids. The record is from RefSeq and is a predicted model, not a curated record. Gene Ontology annotation, molecular function: transmembrane transporter activity; protein binding. Gene Ontology annotation, biological process: transmembrane transport. NCBI's taxonomy places the organism in Eukaryota, Metazoa, Cnidaria, Anthozoa, Malacalcyonacea, Nephtheidae.
CCAGGUGUUUCCUGGGUCACCGGCAAAACAAAUACUGUGAUAAAAAGAAAGGGAAUAUAUUAAUGCCCUUGUGUGAUAGACUUGAUCUUUAAUAUUACAUUCAUGUGAGCUGCACUGCUGCAGUGUCUUGAUCAUGGCAUAUCAAAUGCGCAAAACCAUUUCCCAGCAAGAACAGCAACCAAGUCAUCACGGAAUAACGUCAAAAUUUGGCUGGGGGAAAUUUAGACCAGGAUGCCUAAAUUUCUUGGCCAAUUCAAAAUGCUUUCUUGUCGUCAUCAUGUUAUAUACGUUAGGCGCAGCAAUAUCGAUGAACGGUUUACCUGUUCUUAUCCUACCAAGUAUUGAGAAGAGAUUUAGCCUAUCCAGUAAAGGACUGGGGAUUAUUGCAGCCGCUAAUGACAUCGCCGCCCUUCUCUUUGUCGUUUUUAUCAGUUUCUAUGGUGACUAUGGCAACAAGAUCAAGUGGGUUGGGGGAGGGGCGGUCGUUGCAGGUUUUGGCGUACUUUUAUUCACUGUUCCUCAUCUCAUGAUUGGACCAUAUCACGUCCCUGACUUUCGAGAAAGUAAAACUGGAUUGUGCUUAUUGUCCAACAAAACGUCUCAAUCGGAGCCUUGUGACGAUAAUACUGGUGGAGCCAUGUGGUAUUAUAUGUUGAUAUUUAUUAUCGCACAGUUUAUCCAUGGUGCUGGUAUCUGUCCAUUGUAUUCACUGGUCCCUUCUUAUUUGGAUGAGAACGUUGAACCGAAGCAGAUGCCUGUGUAUCUUGGUCUUUGGUACCUCAGCGCAUUCAUUGGACCAGGAAUUGGAAUAUUGCUAGGCGGACAAUUCCUUAGCGUUUAUGUUGAUAUUAAACAGCCAGAUGGAUUGAAUCUUACACCAAAAGAUCAUCGUUGGAUAGGAGCAUGGUGGUUAGGAUUCCUUGUCUUUGGUUUACUAUUUUGGUUGCUAGCGAUUAUUAUAUCGGGUUUUCCCAGCUCGUUACCCGGAGCAAAAGAAAGACGUGAAAAACACAUACGCGAAGGGAAUUUGCGACGAAAAAGCAGCAGAAAUAAAGCAAGGUUUAAAGAAAUAAUUCCCGAGAUGAAAUCUCUAAUUUUAAAUUGGACGUUCACUUUCAAUUCUUUUGGACUGUCCGUUUCCUUCACUUUCAUCGGCGCUUUGGUUCCCUUUCUGGGAAAAAUACUUCAAUUAAAGUUUGACUUAGAUCCUGUAAGCAAUGGAUUUCUGAUAUCAGCAAUUCUUACGCCAACAACAGUGGCUGGUGUUUUGUUAGGUUCCUUUGUGGUUCGGAAGUUUUCAGUGAAAAGUGUCUGUAAAAAAUCAGCUCUCUACACAGCCGUUUCUCAGAUAACCACAAUCAUAGCACCGUUUGCAAUACUGAUACCAGGUUGUUUGAAUGUUGACAUGGCUGGAGUUUCAACUGUCUACACAGAUAGAAUAAACAUGUCCCGUUUUCAUGCACUUACAAGUUACGGCAACGAUGAACUCAUCUCUCAGUGUAAUAUUAACUGUAGCUGCAAAAUAGACCAUUUCAUACCCGUGUGUGGCUCUGACAAUAUUGUCUAUGCAAACCCAUGCUAUGCAGGUUGUUCUGCUAAAUAUAACAAUAAGACGUUUGGGAGUUGUUCUUGCAUUCAUCCUGGUCCUACCAAAACAGAUACUGCAAUACAAGGUUACUGUGAUCGGAAUUGUGAAAAUAUGGCCAUUUUUCUAUUUCUCAUCGCUCUUACGAUGUUUUUACGCUUCACAGCCGCCGUUCCAUCGCAAACUGUUGUUCUCAGGUGCGUUCCGGAAGACAAAAGAGCUUUCGCAAUGGGAAUACAAUAUGUUAUGGUGAAGACAAUCGGCUUAAUUCCAGGUCCAAUAAUUAUUGGUUAUUUAUUGGACAUUUGCUGCCGACUAUGGCAAGAUCUAUGUGGAAAGAGAGGAAGGUGUUUUGAUUACGAUGUUGAUCUUGCUGGAAGAAAUAUAUGUAUCUUUGGAGUAAUAACAAUUGGUAUAUCAUCAGCGUGUCUUGUGCUUUCUUGGCUUCUUUAUCAUCCUCAGGAAACUCCCGACAGCACUGUUCAUGGAAACACCAACGAAGAAGGCAUAUCAAGUUUUGACACUGUGAUGUAGCGUGAUGAUGCUAUAAAUAAAUAUGCUUUACCUGAUAAAUCUUUAUUUUAAUAUUUAGUCUUUGCGUUAACGUUAGCCAAGAGCAGUAGACAGCUCGCUGCAUGAGGUCGCAUUUUCGGGAAAAUUUAACAUUCCCCCUUAAUCACCACGAAACUCUUGAAACGUAUAGUCACUUUGUUUC